AUGAAGCCGGCGGCCGAGUUGCGUCAGUCGCCUUGCCUCCUCGCAUCGCCUCGCCUCGCCUCGCCUCGCCUGCCGCCAGCGUUACUUCCUCAAGGCUGGCCGGGUACCGGAGUUGCCGGACGAAGUUGUGUUCGUUGUUCGAUUAUUGCCAGCCUCAACUUCGUCCUUCUUCCGUCGUCCAUCGCGCCAUGUGACCAGUUUUUUAACUGUGAAUCGAAACUGGGCGUGGCAUUAGUUUAUCCUGCGGCGGAAAAUCGUGCCACCCGCUCGGUGACGCGACGAUUCGUAGUACGCGACAUAGUACAAGCUGGAUGCGUUGUGGUGCUGGUGCCGGUACUCGACGAGGACGACGACGACGAGGACGACAAAGCGAUGGUCAGCGACACGGACGUCGACGUGAACGUCAAGGACUCGAGCCAGCUGAAGUCGUUGAUGUGGACCGAGUUCUGCGAGGCUUGCGCCAAGUUCGCUGCCUACGACUUCGCUCAGAGCUGGCACAACUAUCUGACCGAAAACCCGUCGACGAUGAACCUGGUCAACGAGCAGAUCGUCGCCGAGAAGUUCGUCGACGCAUUCGUCAGCUACUUCGAAAACGAGGCGAAGCGCAUAUGCCGUAGCUCAAGGCUGCUCAACGAGUCGGUGGCCGUCAACCUCAACGCCGUCCAGCCGAGCGAUCGCCGUUCCCCUAGGUAUUUUUCGGUAUCAUCGUCAUUGUCAUCAAGUUUUAGACCGACUACUUGAUC
This is a messenger RNA of Soboliphyme baturini, 743 nucleotides long. The record is from the annotation of a GenBank genome assembly. NCBI's taxonomy places the organism in Eukaryota, Metazoa, Nematoda, Enoplea, Dioctophymatida, Soboliphymatidae.